Venturia canescens is the source of this 2888-nucleotide messenger RNA. It is a transcript of the gene gb, whose product is annotated as genderblind. The transcript is spliced from 12 exons. Lineage: Eukaryota; Metazoa; Arthropoda; Insecta; Hymenoptera; Ichneumonidae. Gene Ontology annotation, cellular component: membrane. The record is from RefSeq and is a predicted model, not a curated record. Gene Ontology annotation, molecular function: L-amino acid transmembrane transporter activity. Gene Ontology annotation, biological process: amino acid transmembrane transport. The coding region runs from base 346 to 1839 and encodes 497 amino acids.
AUGGUUGUAUGUAAGAGUACACGUGUGUAGUAGGUUGUAUGCAUUAACUCCGCCUGAUGGAAAUAAUACGGUAAAGCGGUCAACAAAAUUAUUUAAUUACGACUGUGAGGAUUGGCAGACUCAAAUAGUCACUAUAUUUGAUGAAUUUUCGUUGUUAAACAGAGAAUGUUGCAGAAGCAGUUUCGCUGCGAAGAGAGAAUUUUAAGGAAUACAAUCAAUCAGAUUGCGAUAUUUUUUGCACAUCACCACCAUUGUUUCUUGUAGCAAAAAACGUCUUCUGAAUAUAUUUAUAUUUUCGACUAUCGAGUGAUUCAUUCACUAACUAAAUUUAAAAAAUUGUACAAAAUGGUGCAACGCACAAUGGACGUUACAAGCAGGGAGUUACAACCCAUGAAUCCUGAUGGCAUUGAAUCGAAAAGAAAUUCUAGCCUAAUUGAGGAAAAAGUUCAGAUGAAAAAGCAACUCGGCCUUUUGGAAGGAGUUGCCAUUAUUCUUGGAAUCAUAUUUGGAUCGGGUAUUUUUAUUUCCCCAAAAGGAGUGAUUGAGGAAGUUGGCAGUAUAGGCUUGUCAUUGAUAGUAUGGGUAUUGUGUGGACUUUUGUCCACUAUCGGAGCUCUGUGUUAUGCUGAAUUGGGAACCAGUAUUCCCCGCAGUGGCGGUGAUUAUGCAUACAUCCAUGAGGCCUUUGGAGCUCUCCCAUCGUUUUUGUAUCUAUGGGCUGCUAACCUUAUUUUUGUGCCUACAACCAACGCGAUAAUGGCCUUAACAUUUGCCCAAUACGUGCUGAAGCCUUUCUUUCCAAAUUGUUCGACACCCGAUGACGGAGUUCGACUUAUCGCUGCGGCCACUAUUUGUUUUUUGACGUUCGUCAAUUGCUACAACGUGAAGGAAACUUCCAAAAUGCAGAACAUCUUUAUGGUCGCAAAAAUCUUUGCUCUCGCGAUCAUCGUGUUCAUUGGAAUAUUGUGGCUCGCAACCGGACGAACAGACAACUUCGAAAAUUCCUUCAAAGGUACAACCACAGAUCCGGGCAAAAUAGCAGUCGCCUUCUAUCUUGGUAUAUUCUCGUAUUCCGGUUGGAAUUAUCUCAACUUCAUGACCGAAGAAUUGAAAGAUCCUUACAGAAAUUUACCACGAGCAAUAUACAUAUCACUACCGCUCGUGACCUUCAUAUAUGUUUUGGCGAAUAUUGCUUACCUCGCGGUUUUGACGCCUACUGCAGUGAUCUCUUCAAAUGCCAUUGCUGUGACUCUCGGGGACCAAACACUUGGCAUAAUGGCAUGGAUCAUGCCUGUUUUAGUAGCUGCAUCAGCUUUCGGUGGCUUGAGUGUACACAUUAUGACUUCGUCGCGAAUGUGUUUUGUCGGCGCUAGAAAUGGACACUUUCCGGCGAUGCUCAGUCACAUUAAUCUCAAUAAAUUGACGCCUACACCAGCUUUAGUUUUUUUGUGUAUACUAUCCUUGGCGAUGCUGUGCACCACUGACCUCACGGUCCUCAUUACGUAUUGCAGUAUCGUCGAAUCGUUUUUCAUAAUGCUCUCAGUUGCUGGUAUUUUGUGGCUAAGAUACAAACGUCCAGGGAUGAACAGGCCGAUCAAGGUAUCGCUGUGGAUUCCGAUAACUUUCGUUGGCAUAUGUCUCUUCUUGAUAAUAGUACCAUGUUACGUGAGGCCGUAUGAAGUUGGAAUGGGAACUAUAAUAACCCUGUCAGGAAUUCCGGCUUACUACGUCGGAGUUGUGUGGCAAAACAAACCUGCACGGUUUCAAAAAUUUUAUGUGAUUGCAACUCAUACCGUACAGAAACUGUUCCUUUCAGCGAGGGAAGAUCGCGACGACUGAUUUACGCUCAUUAACAGAGUCCCAAUGAAUACAAUACGCGCAAUUGGGUUCGGGCUCGACUAUAAACAAAAAUGAUCUACAAUCACUGCGGUUUUUAUGACGCCGUAGUGUUCUAUUUAAUUUUCUUAACAACGAUUUGUGAAUGUUUUUUUUUUCGUUUACAUCUUUCGAAUGAUUUUAUUGCGUUAUUAUUUUUUUUUUAUAUUUCAUAAGAUAUUUCACAUCACGAUAUCAUAACGCAUCGUUUGAAUGGAAUUUUUCUUACGCGCGAAAGUCAUACUUAUUUCAAUGAAAUUUUGCAUUUUUAAUUUUCUGCUAGAGUUGUUAACUGAGUCGGAUUUAUCAUUAAACUAUUUUAAGAUGUAUUUUUGUGUGACCUUUAUGUGGAGUUGUUUCACAAAAGCUCGCAUCAAAUGUUAUACAAAAAAACAAAUGAAGGAGAAAUGAACACGGUACUUACAUAUAGAUAAUGCGUGUAUCUCGCACAAAUUUUAGCUCGCUAUUAUUACAAUCCUUGUGGUCUUUGCGUUUUGCUAUUUUUUUUUUUUCAAUCUCAUGAUUGUGUUCCUAUAUUCAACACCCGUCAAUAAGACGUAUCGUCAUAGCGAUGAGUAUCGCAAUGCCAAAAUGCCUACCAAACAACAUUAUUAUGCGCAUAUAUUGCCUUCAUUCAAUCAACAUCUCAUUAGUAUUUUAUUUUUUUCAAUAAAUAGUAUUGGCGUAUUUACAACGCUAUAUGUGGAUUCUAUACUAAGAGAAUUGAAAACGAGAGAGAGUAUCAUUGAAUGCCCAUUCAAAGGAAAAUUUGUAAUGCCUCUAUAUUUUCUAUAUUAGUGUUCUCAAAUUUUCAACAUGAAGACUGAGGCUUUUUGACUGAUACUUAAUUUGAAAAAAACUUGCUAACAUCACUCUAGUCUCUACGAAACUGUUUGUCUUUCUUUUUUUUAUAAAUAGACGCAGGAAAAACAGUCUGAUCUUCUGGUUGUCCACAAUAUACAAUAUAUAUAUAUUGCAUAUGAAUUUGUAAUAAACCGUUUUCUUACUGUUUA